Messenger RNA from Asterias rubens (European starfish), 2677 nucleotides. RefSeq lists its product as uncharacterized. The transcript has 6 exons. Gene Ontology annotation, molecular function: calcium ion binding. The coding region runs from base 292 to 1236 and encodes 314 amino acids. NCBI's taxonomy places the organism in Eukaryota, Metazoa, Echinodermata, Asteroidea, Forcipulatida, Asteriidae. The record is from RefSeq and is a predicted model, not a curated record.
AUAGCGGUCGGCGGCUGCCGGGAACUAUAUAUAAACUCGUCAUUUCCCGCGUUGAAAAAUAGUACAUUGAAGGAAAAACACGGACUUGUAAGGAUUGACUGGGACGGACAAGCUAUACUACAACAAUAUCACGGAAACCUGGACACGAACCGGAUGCUAGCCGAUUACCAAUAGUAUACAACUUCACGUUGUACAUCUUUGAACGACGUGUAUUGGAUUGUAGUUUCUACAUUAAACCCAAGGUCGAUUUCGUUAUCAGGGAUUGUAAAUCACCACGUUUAUAUCUUUCUCAUGAUGUAUGUCAGUGUGAUCACGUGUCUUGUUUGCCUCGUACCCAUCUUGGUGAGGUCGCUCCCGGUCGAUGAAGAAUACUCAGCUAGUUCAUCUGAUUACCAAAGCAGUGCAGACUACCAGGACAUUCUUCUUCUCCCAAUGGAAGCGUUCACUUUAAAUGAUCAAAAUGGAGAUGGGUUUAUAACACACAACGAGUACCGAAAAUCCAACCCUAACAUGCCUGAAAUGGACUCCAAAACAAUUUUCUCAAACUUCGAUCAAGACAAGGAUGGCAGAAUAUCUCGAACGGAGUUCAAGUCUCAGGUCCAGCACAACACACCGAAACCAGAAGAGGACUGUUUUACAACAUUGAUGAAAACUUGCAGCACGGAGUUCAUAAACGCAGUGAAGAAGUGGGGAUCCAAACAAGGUGACGCUAUGUGCCACAGCUUGCCAGUUUACAAAAACUGUAUUCAGCGUGAAAGAACGACAUGUAGUACGGAGUCCGAGGGUGGCCAAUCGCAAAGUUCCUUUGAUGAUGAAGUGAAUUCUCUUAUAACGCGAUUUAGAAAGUCACUUUGUCAAGAUACCCAUUUUCCUAAAGUCCGACCAUCAACAUCAGCAGUCAGCACAAAUAUCAUGCCAACAUCAGCAGUAUCAGACGCAGUUCAAGCUGGCAUUAGACAAGUCAGAUCAGGAAGAAGACAGUCAAAGCGCUACAGAAGUCGGUUAAGAAGACAGAGUUGCAUUGUGUCGACCAUGAGGCCUUGUAACAACCAGUUUGUUUCUGCCUUACAAGGAGAAGAUGAAGAUCCAUGCCACAGUCUUAUUAAAUACCGACAGUGUGUUCAUAAGAGUACACGUCGAUGCAGUGAUCCCAACAUACACGUCAUCCAAAGGGCAAUUAAGUUCCUCACUAAGGAACACAGACGAGUCAAGAUUUGUUCCAAGCUGGAUAAGUAGAGGGCGCUCUACACAGUGUGUGUGGCAACACGAACUUUAAGAUUGUGUGACAGAGGGCGCUAUUUUUUUUAUAUACUGUGUGAAUUUGCGGUGUCUUGCGAGACAGUGUGUAAAUAAAGCAGACUGAGUGUGAUCGAUUGGAAACAAUAAAUGGCACUAUUUCUGGUAUGUUAUUUAUUAAAAUAUUUCUAAAAAGAUCAAACGAAUGUUCUGUCGUUUUUAAAAUCAUGAUUCCAAAGUAUCAACCCCUAAGUGCCAGUGUUCGGGAAAAAGGGGAAAAGAAUAGAAAAUGGUUUUAAAGAACCAAUGUAUUAUGUACAGCAUUUUUUAAAUUUAGAGACCCCUUUUUACUUUUAUAUUAAUGUACAAAUAUGUUUUUAUACUGACAAGGUCAUAAUAUUGUUUUAAGAGUGAUUUCCCCAUAGUAUGAUGUACAUAAUAAUGUAUGUAAAAACUUGAAAGCUGGUGUUAUGGUACAUAGUGUCUUUAUACUUUUGUCAAAUAUCGGCAGAUUAUGCUUAUGUACAGUGUAUAAAUGAUGUAUAAUAUAAAUUUAUAACUGGGAAGUCAGUGGAAGAUAACAACAAACAAACAAAUAAACAAACAGACAGACAGACAAACAAACAAACAAACAGACUAGACACAUCAACACAUGAAAGCUAGCAAUCAAAUUUUCCGUUCUCCCAAGAGUGUCUGAAUUAGUGAUAAUUUCAGCCUUGGUUCGUCUGAUCAAACUAUUCCCAACAUUUCUUUUGUAAAAAGCAGACUGAAUUAAUAUUUAUGAACAUAGAUAUGAUAAAUUUAAUCUUUAUUUCAAAUAUAUUUAACUUACUAAACCAUGACUUGCCCAAAAGGCAUUGCGUUAAUUUGUUUUAUGUAUGAAAAAGAUAAUUGGGUAAUUUUAAGUACACGAACAUUUUCCCUGUCAAGUCAAAAAUAAGAAUCGCAAAUCCAUUUGGAUAUCUUUAGUCGAACUGUUGCAAUAUUCUCUAUGCUAGAUGGCUAAUUCUACCAAACAUACCCAUAUCGUUACAAUUUGUAGUGCUUAACCACUCGCUGAGAAACCUCGCAACAAGAAACAAACAACUUUGGCAAAACAACUACCUCAGUUUUGUAAAUACGAAAACCUUUAAAGUUAGUCUCCGACUAAUUAAAAGCAAUACUCUGUAUAUUACACUAAUACACUUAAGACAAAAUAAAUAAAAUGAUUUGAUUUAGUUCACAAUAGUCACCAUUUCUUUUACUCACAAUACAUGUCGUGUUGAGCAACUGAACCAACGAUAAUUUCCGUUGCGAUUUAAAACAUUCGUUUGUGAACUUUUUCUUCUUUUUUGGCAUAGCGUCUGAUCAGAAAAUACUCUUUUUUAACCAGUGUGCGUAUAAAAUUAUAACAAACUUUGGCUAUUGCAGUCUGAUUAAUAAUGUAAAAAAAAAAAAAAAA